Messenger RNA from Aspergillus glaucus CBS 516.65, 1038 nucleotides. RefSeq names its product RNA-binding protein. The transcript has 3 exons. Bases 137 to 598 code for a protein of 153 amino acids. The record is from RefSeq and is a predicted model, not a curated record. Gene Ontology annotation, molecular function: RNA binding. NCBI's taxonomy places the organism in Eukaryota, Fungi, Ascomycota, Eurotiomycetes, Eurotiales, Aspergillaceae.
CCCACUUGGGCGCUCGAGGAAGACACGUGAUAUCAGCGGCGGAAAGUCUAGACAGCGACAUACAGCAACUCUGCGAGUAGCAACUGGACGUCUUCCUCUUAUCUUUUCUUCUUUUGCGCCUGAGAAAAACGGAAAAAUGAGCGAAACAGCCCGCCUCAAAAGCACUGUCUAUGUCGGAGGUCUCGACCAGGCCGUAACAACACAAACACUGGCAGAAGCAUUUGUACCUUUCGGUGAAGUCGUGGAUAUUACUCUCCCCAAGCCAGAUGCUCCCUCUUCGACAGAUCUCCAUCGGGGGUUUGGGUAUGUGGAGUUUGAUCUCCCGCAGGAUGCGACAGAGGCAAUCGACAACAUGGAUGGCAGCGAGCUCUUCGGACGCACAAUAAAGGUUGCUGCGGCCAAGCCACAGAAGGAUAGCAAUGAAGGACUGGGUAGUAAGACUGCGAUUUGGGAGCAGGAGGGCUAUUUGGCGAAGCACGCCGUCAGUGAAGAAGACAAGCUUGCGACAGAACAAGCUGAGGAGGAAUCAAAUGAGCGACCCCAGGACCCCAUGCAAGGACUGGAGCAGCUGGACGUUGCAGGUCCGAAACCCGAAUGAGCACCAAGCCUACCAAAAAGAAAGGGAAAAGAUCCCGACGACCGGUGAUCUGGUAGGAUAUUGUUUCCGACAGAUCCCUCCAUUCACGAUCCGUACUAUAUACACACACGCCGAAUUCGAGCAUGAUUGUUUUUAAUUUGUUUGCUGUCCUUGCUAUUUCUCCUGCAACAACGAACUUCCCUGUGCAUAAUACAAAGCCUCAACGGUACAACGGAAUGUCAUCAUGCAGUACAUUUUAGUGCUCACGCUGCUCGGGGCUGUUGCGGUAGAGACGCAGGGUCUUGUCGGUCAAGAGCUUAUUGGUCAGGGAGUAACCGGCAGCUCCAAGGGCGACACUGGAGUAUCCGUCAGCGGGGUUAAAGGGGGAGAAUGGCGGGGGAAACAGAAGCUCAAUGUGUAUGUAGGAUCGUGGAUAGAAAAACAUACGCAAGGACAACACC